This is a messenger RNA of Caenorhabditis angaria, 27155 nucleotides long. NCBI's taxonomy places the organism in Eukaryota, Metazoa, Nematoda, Chromadorea, Rhabditida, Rhabditidae. The record is from the annotation of a GenBank genome assembly.
AUGGAUGAGAAUCCGCGCCAAUUGGCGUUGGGAUUGGCGAAAUUUCUGGUUGAAAAACCAGACGAGCCAUUGAGCGGUGAACAAAUUGGUGCAAUUAUUUAUCGAUUACGGGUUGUUGAUAAUUGUGAGUUGGUAAAUAUUAUGAAAUAUCUAUGAUUUUUUGAAUUUAGACGGAGUCUCCGAUGUAAAUCGAAUUUGCGAUGCUUUCAAAAUCAUAAUUAAACGUGUUGUCAAUAUUCCUUCAUUGACUUUUUGCUCUGAUUAUUGGCUUUUAAUGGUGACUGCAAUAAUUGAAGGAAGUAUUGAAUCAGAAUGGAAAAAUAUUGUUGAAGAAACCGAUGUUUUAGAACUCGCAAAACCAUAUUUGAAUGAAAUUGAAGAGUUUGGAGCAUCUCGACAAAUUCUGAAAACAACUGAACAAAUCAAUAAAAAUAUUGAAUAUAUUGUUUUGGAAAGUGGUUUGAUUCGAAGAGCAUUUGAAAGUUUUUGGGAAACAAAUCUCGAAAAUGUUAUUGAUGUUGUAUAUAACGAAAAAUGGGAAGAAUUAGAUAUUCAAAGUAAUGAAUGUUCAACUUCUCAAGCAUUUCGAUUCAUCAAUAUGAAAAUAUUUGAGAACUUUAGAAAUUUGAAAGAUCAUACAGAAUUGGCGAAACAAUUGUAUUUUGCAGCUCUAACAAGAGUUAUUAUGUUAGUUUAAUAUCUUUUUUGAAAAAAGAAAUAAUAUUUUUGUAUUUAGAAGAGUCUCACAAAUCGAAGAAAUUGGCGAAGAAGAUAAUAGUGAAUGUGUGGCAGCAUUUACUGUUUUCAAAAAAUUGGUUAAAUUGUUAUGGAGUGAUUUAUGUGAUAACUCUGAAAUCCGGAAAUAUUCAUUGGUUGCAUUCGAAAAACUUUUGAAUGUUGUAAGUUGUCCCGGAAUAAACUUUUGACAUAUCGAAAUAUACCAAAUCGACCAGAAAUUUUCUGGAACUCCAAAGUUGAAAUCGAGUUUUGGCCAUGUUCCUGGGUGAAAAAUCAACUUUUUCAACAUGGAUAAUGUUGUUCAGCACAUCUCACAAAACUUUAAUUUAUCAGAAAAGAUAAAGCAGACGCUUAAGAACCGUUUUUCAAAACGCACAAAAAUUCCAAAGUUUUGUGAGGUUUUCGAAUGUGCUGAACAACAUUAUUCAUGUUUCAAAAGUUGAUUUUUCACCCAGGAACAUGGCCAAAACUCGAUUUCAACUUUGCAGCUCCAGAAAAUUGCUCACAGGGAUUUGUGGCAAUUUUUGACUUCGGAAUCGUAAUCAGCAUGGUCGAUUUGGUAUAUUUUGAUAUGUUUGAUCAAAAGUGUAUUCCGGGACCUAAAACACUUUCCUUGUAAAUGUUGAAAAUAUUAAAAUUUACGCUACGUGACCUCUUUCUAAACGUGUUAUCAAAAAAAUAAUUUUUUGAAUUCAUUUCCCGAUAUAUUCAUUUUCAAAAGUGCGUGAGUGCCCAAAUUCACAAUUUCAGAGCCUUCCAUGUGGAUUCAUUCUCAGAUCAAUCAAAGAAAUCGAAAACACUUGUGGAUGGUUGAAAAUUCCGACUGCAGAAAUUUGCGAAUCUCUAGAUUUCCCCCUAUGGAGUUGCUAUUUCACACUCACUUUCAAACUUUUCGAAUUCAAAAUUAAUAUGCCUUUUGAAAUGGGUGAGUAUUUUAAUGAGAAAAACUUGCUGAAACGCAGUUUCAGCGUCGAAUCAUCUGAAAAUCCCGUCAACUGUAACAGCAGCAAAUCUUGCCUCACCUGAGGGUUUGUUAUAGAUGUUGUACCUAUUGUUAUCAGCUUCCUUUUCAGUUCAUAAUAGAAAAAUAUUGAAAUGAAGUUCAAAAAAAAAAAUGAAAAAAUUUAUAGAUUUUGAUUCGGAUAAUUGGCUGGAAACAAUGUGCGAAAAGAUACCUGCAAUGUUGGAUGAACAGACAAAAGAAGAGAAGAAUAUUCGAGAUAAAAUUGAUCGAACUCGCGAUGCUCUCAAUUUUAUAUUAGAUGUUCUUUUGAAAUCAACAACAAAAGAUGAGGCGAUCGAAAUGAUGCGAAAAACAUAUUCGGAAUUGAUAUCGGCAAGAGAACCCGAAACUGCUGCAAGAGUCAAAAAUGUUUAUAAAAGUUUUGUUGAUCGAAAAAUGAUCAAAGACGAAGAUCAAUUGAAAUUGGCACAUGAAGUUAUCAAAAAAGAGGCGAUUCAUGAGAUCAAAGCGAUUGUUUCGUGUAUUCCAGAAGAUUCGAGAAUUCUAGAAGAUGUUGCCAAAGUUUAUUUCGAACAAAUUAUUGAAGAUUUGACAAAUGAAGAGGGUGAAAAAUCGGAGGAAAUUGCGAAGAAACUGGAAAAUGCUGAAGAAUGCAUAUCACUUUUAGUUCGAUAUAUUUCCCAACAAGAUACCAUCAAAAUUGUGAAAUUAUUGAUUAAUGUUAUUCAAAAUGAGAAAAAGUAAGGGUUUUUUAGAGAACUAUGAUCACUAUUCCGUUUUCAAAAGCUGCAUGAGUUAUGACGUGGCAAAGUUGCAGAAUUUUGAGAAAUUUAGACACCAUACUAAUGCUAUUGACCCUCCUGGAAAACUCUAUACUAUCAGAUUCACAUAGUUCAGAACUAGCUUUCAACGUGUUUUUCAAAAGAAUCUGAUAGCAUAGUGUUCUCCUGAAGUCUCAAUUUUUCAAAAUUCUCCAACGUUGCCACGUCAUAACUCAUGUUGUGUUCUGCAGUUUUUUAGCAACGGAAUAGGUCGAAAACUACCAUAAACAUAUAUUUCAUUAAAAAUAUCGAUUUUGCAGUAAACAUAUCGAAUUUGCAAUGACUCUUCUCUCUCGAAUUGUUGACAGUAGUUGUCCGACAGAAUUUGCACACCGUGAAAAAGUUGGGUGGUUUCUCGAUUUCAAUUCCCUCGAAAUCUCCAACGAAACAUGGAAUGCAGUUUUAUCGAAAAUCGCUGAAUUCAAUAAAAAAGAGGUGGAAAAACGGUUUAUUAGUGGGUUGACGGUUUUGAGUGUCAAACAAUUGACAGAUGAGGAAUUAUGUUUUGAUGAAUUGAUGUAUGUUUUACGAAGAGUUGGAUAUCAAAGAACAGAACUUGGAAAACAGUGUAUGAAAAAGUUUUAUAAUAAUUCGGAGGAAAUUGGAAAAGCUAUUGAGAAAUUCACAAGUCAUCAACAUAUUCUGAAUUUGUCGAAUCGUUUCAUCAAAUUGUUGUCGGAAAGUAUUUCGAAUAAUGGAAUCGAAUGGCAAGAACACGCGCAUUCACUUGAAUUGAUUAUUUCGUUUUUGAAAGAAUCUGAUGUUUCCAGUGAUCCAACAAUUAUAUCGUCGCUUAUUGCAAUGACUAAUGUUAUGACUUCUUGGCAAUUGUAAGUUUCAUGUUCACCAAAACUUUUUGCGCCCAAAGAUGGUCAAAAUGUGCCAGGGAUUUUGAAUAGAGACAACACAAAAAUGAGAGACGCAGAUCUAUUGGAGGGAUUUUAUAGACUUUUAAAUGAAGAUUUUGGUUUUUCUUCAUAAAAAAGUCUAUAAAAUUCCUCUGACAGACAGUUUCUGCGUCUCUCAUUUUUGUGUUGUCUCUAUUCAAAAUCCCUGGCACAUUUUGACCCUUUUUUGGGCACAAAAAAGGUUUUGAGAGCUUGAAAUUUUGGUGUACAUAUAGAAAAAAUGAAAUUCUGAAUUUUCAGAUUGAUAACAAUUGCCUUGCCUUUUGAAUCAGUGCUCCACGAAGAAUCGUAUUGUCUCAGCAGAAUUUGGAAAUCGACAAUUUUUGAAUCACUUUCAAAACAAGAAAUGGAUAUGUUAGACAGUCUCCUCAUAUCGAAAGUCGAUGAACAUUCAGAAAAAUAUUCAAGAGAACCUUGGAAAAACGCCCAAGAAAAUGCUGGAUCAUCCAAGAGACAAUGGACGAAAAGAGCUCCAACAAUAAAAACAAAACAAGGCGAUAAAGUUCCGAAAAGAACAAGACAAGAGAUUCAAUUAAUAUCAUUAUUCACUGAUAUUUGUAUGCAUUUAUUGUCUUGUUCGGAUUCUUUAACUGAUAAAGAUGAAGAAUUAUUCGGAUGGUUGAUUGGAGUCACUUGUAGUUGUAGUAAUGGAGAUGGUUUAUAUACAGAAGAAUUGAUUCUUGCUUCGAGGAAAUUGUUAUUUGAGAAAUUUGGGGAAAUUGAAGUUGGAAAAUUACAAAGAAUGCAUGUUAUGUAUUAUUUGAUGAUGGGUUCAACUAUCAAAUCAGAUUCCGAAAAUAUGUAAGAAAUUUUCACUUUUUUUUCCAUUGUUAGCUUUGUGAAAUUUUGAAUUUUCAGCUUCCUCAACGAAUAUUUCAUUGCACUUUAUAUUUUGACCCUUCGAAAAUUCUUGCAAAAUGAAGUGGCGAAUAUUGAAGAUGGUGAAGAAUUGAAUAAAUAUAUGGGAAAUUUGGAAUAUUGGAUGAAUGAGUGUUCAAAUACGGAGAAGAGAUCGUGUGCGUUCACGAAGACUUUUGUCAAACAAUUUGGAGAUUUGUUGCGGGAAGCGAGAGGGUUUAAAGGUACAGAGGGAACAGGAUUCAGGGUUUUGGAGGAAAGUGAGAAAAUGCUCGCAGCAACUAGUGAAAGUCCUUAGCUCCAGAAAAAUUUCUUUAGAAAAUGUGAGUUGGUAACUUACCGUAACUCCAACAAAAUUUUAACAAUAUUAUUCUCCAUAUCCAUCGAAAAAUAAAUUAAUUAGAAUUCAAUCAAAAUUUUCUUUAAAAAAUGUUGUGUUUUUUUGAAGUUUCAAUUUGAUUCUGUCGAAAUUCACUAUGUUUAGCGAUUUUUUAACGAAUUAUUUCACGAUUUUUUGAGCCGUAAAACCGUAAAAUAGAUUUUACGGUGAAAUCUCGUAAAAACCCACACCUCGGCCAAGCCGUGGCUGGCCAGAGUACAAUUUUUUGAAAAAUCUGAAUUUCAGUUUUUAGAGGUCAAAAACUGAAAAAUCAUCAUUUUUGUACUGUAAAAAUUUAGCGUACAAUUUUUUUAUUGUGGGAACCACGAUUUUUGCCGAGGUGUGUUUUGGAUCGAAAUUCAUUUCAUAACUUUUAGAAUGGUUUUCGAUAAUCAAAUCGUUAAAAAAACUUUUUACCUAAAGAAAACUACGCGCAACAAUUUGUAGUUUUUGGGCGAUUUGGAUAAUCGAUUAUUCCAUGCAGUUGAUUUGAUUUGUCAAAACGAGUACUGAUUUGAUUUUCCACUGACCUUGCCAUUUUUUUCACGCGUUUCACGCAUAAUUUUUAUAAUGAUUUGAAUUUUCUAAUCUUUUUUUCAAAAUAAAAAAAGGGUUUUAUUGUAUCCACGUGACACACGUGAUGAUAAAAUCUCUCAAAAAUUCUAUAUAAGCAACAGUCAGAAAGGUGUUUACUCACUUCGAAAUUUUCUUCCCUACAGUAUUCUAUCUAGUAGCUGUCUCCCCUAGCCGCUCAAGGAAAAACGUGAGUCGGAUGCUCUCUCUCUUUUUCUGAACCGCAGGAAUAUGUGAGAUCUUUGAUUCUCACAUAUUUCUGUGGUUUCGCCAGGGCUGCUCAAAUGGGUAGGCAACUCCCACUUGCCAAAAACCUGGAAGUGGGGUCUUUUUUUUGUUUUUUAAAUCCUGUUGAAUAACUAGGUCACGUUUUUUCCGGUGUGAUUUCAAUAAAUUCAAAUUUCGAAAAAUUGUACCUAGUUGUAUAGUUUGACAUCGUUUAAAUGACAUUUUCAGUGUUUUUAAGCAAGCUAGUUGAAAUAUUGGGUUUUAAUUUUAUUCAUAUGAUAGAAUGGGCUAAGACGAACAGAAUGUUAUAAAUUUUGAUGACUUUACGUUAUCAAAAAGUGACUUAGCGACGUUUAGUCGAUCGACUCGUCUUAUCGACUAAAUAUAAACUAAACCUCGCUAAAUCACUUAAGGAUAACGUGAAUUCAUCAAAAUUUAUAUCAUUCUGUUCGUCUGAGACCAUUCUAUCAUAUGAAUAAAAUUAAAAUCCAAUAUUUCAAAUCAAUUGCUUAAAAACCCUGAAAUUUUGAGCAGCCCUGGGUUUCGCCGCUUCUAAUCUCUCUCUCUCUCUCGCCCCACAGUAAUAUGUGAGGUGUUAGGAAACCUCUAGCAAAUGGCGGUUAGAGGGGAACUAUCACUUCCUUAUUACUGUGGUUCUGUUGCGGAUCUCUUCUUAUAGAUAAUCACAGGAAUAUGUGACAUAUUUCUGUGAUUAUAUUUUUGCCCGCUUCUCUCUGUUUCGCCCCACGGUAUUAUAUGAGAUGUUAGGAAACCUCUGGCACAUGCCAUCUGGAGGCGAACUUUCAUUUCGUUCUUAUUGUGGUUCUGUUUUGCUGCAGGUUUUAAAAAGUGCGCUUCGGCACUGACGCUCAUUCGAGGCACCGAGUGCGGUUUUAGUGCCAGUGCUUUUCAGCACCAGUGCGCUUCGAACACUCGGGAUAGCCGAUGUUUUUUUCUUUUUUUCUUUGCAUUUUUUCAUUUUUGUUUUGAACUGUUGGUUGUUUGGAAAAUCUCACUUUGAACAAUACGAUUUUUUUUACGGUGGAGAUUUUUUGAUUUUUUUGAGGUAAAGUAGGUGGGAAAUGGUGCUUUUUUGGUGGAAAUUGAGACGAGUAGGUUAAAAUUCUGGUUUUUUCUGUUAAAGUAGGCGAUUUUCAACCAGACUCCGAUUUUUCUUGAAAAUUUACAUAAAGUAGGCGAAUCCCGUUGUUUUUUCAGCUAGAAAUCCGAUUUUUAUGAAAAUUUACAUAAGCUAGGCGAAUUCCAUUGAUUUUUCGGUUAGAAAUCGAUAAAAUAGAUUUUACGGUGAAAUCUCGUAAAAACUCACACCUCGGCCAAAAAGCCGUGGCUGGCCAGAGUACAAUUUUUGGAAAAAUCUGAAUUUCAGUUUUUAGAGGUCAAAAAUUGAAAAAUCACAAAUUUUGUACUGUAAAAAGUUAGCGUACAAUUUUUUAUUGUGGAAACCACGAUUUUGGCCGAGGUGUGGUAAAAACCGUAAAAAUUCUGUUCAGAAACAAUAUUUUUGAAUUCUGAAUUUAUAGCGUUGUUCAGAAGCGUCGAAUACCCAAGUUGCAAACUUGGAAAAUCAUGUUUGAACGUACUAAAUCGACACUCCUGAACAUCGCUGUAAAUUCAGAAUUCAAAAAUAUUGUCUUAGAAACGAAUUACAGCCAAAAUGGCAACUUUGCCACGUCAUAACUAUAUUUUGGGCAGUAGACAUUCUGGAGUUCCAUCAAAAAUUAAUAAUUUCCCGUUUUUUUCCAGCUUCAUGUUUCCUUGACAAAACGAUUGGAAAAAUUCUUGAAAACAUUGAACAAUUACCUGGCUGGUUGGAAAAUUCGAAAUGUGCAAUCACUAGUUUCUCAGCAUUCAAAUCCAUUUUCACAGCUUAUAUUGAAAGUUCGGAUAAGUUUGUGAGUUCUUCCAGUUCUUCUAUCUUUCUGAAACAAUUAUUGUUCCAUUUUCAGAUUGAUUUUGAGCCAAAAAUUCAGAAGGCUUUAUUGAAUUCGGUUGAAAUUGUGCUUUCUGAAAGAGCAGUUGAGAAUAUAUUGAAAGAAUCGAAAUAUAAUAUUCAAUUUUCUGAAAAUCGAAAUUUGUCGUCGUUGAAUAUUAGAGAAAUGGAGAAAGAUGAAAAAGUGGAUGAGAUUAUCAGAGAUUCACUGAAAAUAUUUGGAUUGUAUGGAGGUUUCGAAGUUCAGAAGAAAGUUGUGGAGAGAAUUAGCAAGCUUAUUCCGAAUUUAUUAAAAUCGAUUUCGGAGCAAGAGGGAAUUUUGAAUGGAAAAAUUAGGAAAAGUAACGAGGUACUUGUUUUUCAGUUUUUUUUUCAGAAAAAAUAAUAUUUUUAGGAUAAAAGUUUGGCUUUCAAUGUGAUGUUUGUUACUGAAAUGAUCGAAUAUUUGAAUAGUAUUACGAAAACAAUUUUCCCCGAUAUUUCGCCAGCUGAAGAGCAUUUUGAGAAGAUUUUCAUGAUAAAUGAUGAUGAAAUUGAGAAUCGUCACAAAAAGAUGGAUAAAAUCGAGAAAUUGAAAGAGGUUCAAGAGGAAAGUGAAAGUGAGAAAAAAUGGAAAGAAUGUAGCUUCAAAACGACUGGCAACUCAUUCAUCCUCCAACAUUGGUAUAAUUGUUAUACUUGUGGAAUGACGGAUUCGAAAGGUGUUUGUAGUGUUUGUGCGGUGAAUUGUCAUCGGGGACAUUCGUUAUCUUAUAGGUUUGUUGGAUUUUCGAUUUAUUUUUGGGGUAAAAUAGUUUUUUACAACAAAGAAAACCUCCGUCAUUUUUAAAAAAUCGAUAUUCAACUCGUUUCCGAAAAUCUUCGACCAAAAAAUGAUUUUGUAGCGAAAACCUUCAAUUUCUCAGUAAAAUUACGCUCAUAGAUUUUAUUUAAUGCAAGUUAGCCUAUAUUGUGUUUUUUUUCCAGGUUAUACUCGUAAUUUUACUGAAAAAUUGAAGUUUUUAGCUACAAAAUCAUUUUUUGUUCGAAUAUUUUCGGAAAUUUUGAGAUGAAUAUCGAUUUUUUGAAAUUCACGGGGUUUUUUUGUUGACAAAAGUUACCGUAACUCAAUUUUUGCUUGCAAAUUCCGAAGUAUAUUUUUUCCAACAAAAAAAACCCCGUCAUUUUCAAAAAUUGAUAUUCAACUCAAAGUUAACCAAAAUAUUCGAUCAAGAAAUGAUUGUGUAGCUAAAAACUUCAAUUUUUCAAGUGAAAUUACAAAUGUAGCUGGAAAAAUCACAAUAUAGGCUAACUCUUAUAGAUUUUAUUUAAUGCGAGAGUUAGCCCUAAAUUUUGUUCCAGCUACAUUUCUAAUUUUAUCGAAGUUUUUAGCUAUAAGAUCAUUUUUUGUAAAUUUUGAGUUGAAUAUCGAUUUUUUGAAAUUAACGGAUUUUUUCGUUGUUGAAAAAAAAAUUACCGUAACUCGUGAAAUAAAUUUUUUUCCAGCAAAAAAGGUUCAUUCUUCUGUGAUUGUGGUGAAAACAAUUGUGCCGCUCUCGCAAAUCCACGACAUAUUCCAAAUAUUCAAAAUGUUAUUCGUGGACACGUUUCAAGCAAUAAUGUGAGUUGCAGUUUUUUUGAUUUCCAAAAGUUGCUCAAUUUCAGGAUGACUCGAAAAACACAACAUAUUCGCAAAGAAAUUCAGUUUAUAAAUUGAGAAUGGAAGAAUUUGAAGAGAGUGAAGUUGUUGGGAUGAAAAGUGUUUUGGAAAAAAUGAGCGAAGUUGUUCAAAAUUGUAAGGAGGAUAUGGAAAAAGUGAUAAAUUCGAUAAAAGAGGCAAAUGAAAAUGGAUUGAAUGUUGCGAAAAAACGAGAAAGUAUUCUGAAAAGCAUCGAAAAUGUGCAUAAAGUUGAAGUAACAUCGGAUGAAUCAUUUUUGGAAGAAUUGGAUUGGAUUGAUGAAAGAUCGUGUUUUUUGCCGGCGAGAAAUCGAGAAACUGAACCUGGAAGAGCUGGUUUUCCGAAUUGGUCGAAUAAAAUGAGAGAUUUGGCGAAUGUUAUGAAAUUGGAGAAUGGAAAAGAGGUUUGGUUGGUGAUUCCCGAAAGUACACAAGCGACUUUGCAUUUAUUCCACAUGGAUACACGAUUUGAUUUGAAGACUGGAUUUUCGAAUGUUGUGAGUUUUCCUUGAUUCAAAAACUCUAGGAAAUUCGCUAGAUGAACCGGCUCAAAAAUUGAUGAUUUUUUUUAGAAACCAAAAAAAUGCAAAAAAAUUUUCUGAGCCGAGUUAGAGGGCUCCAAAAUUCGGAAAAUCUACAGAUUUGACCCCGAAUCUAGUGGCUCUCGAUUUGGAGAAAAAUCUGUAGAUUUUCCAAAAAUUAUCAGUUUUUGAGCCGGUCUUUGAAGCCAAUCACAAGUUUUCCCAGCGAAUUUUCAGCUUGUUUAACCUGGCUCGCCUCUUAAAAUGACAUGUUUCCUUUUCAGCGACAAGAAACUGAGCAACUUCCAUUCGUCGGCCGAUCUUUGAGCAUUUCUGGCAAUCGUGUCGCUGUUUGGGGAAUCGCUGAUGUUUUUUGCAUGCGUUUCUCACCAAGUGGAGAUGUUAUUGAUCGAGCACAUAUCAGAUUAACAGAAAUGGCGAAUAUUUCGAAUAACUAUAAUAAUCCGGUUGUUAAGGUGAGUUUGUUUUUUUUUAGAAAAUAGAACCUUAACAACAAUGAUUCUUAAGGUUCUAUUUUAUUAGGGCUGAUUCACGAACGAAAAAAAUGUUUUUUUAACAUUCAAAGAAUUCACGAAAAGUCAAAAAAUGUCGAAAAAACAUUGUAGGUCAAAAUUAGUUUUUCGAAUUUUUCAGCCAAAAAUGAUGAGAUUUUUGAAGCUUCUGAGGUGAUUUCUGAUGAAAAUAAGCUUUGAGAACCCUAUUUUACCUCAUUCUAUUAAUUUUUUCGAAAUUUACAAAAAAUUUUAUUUUACGAAAAAUCCGCAUAAAUUUCUGAAAAGUGAAUUGCAAGGGUAAUUUUCAUUAGAAAUCACUUCAGAAAGCUUCAAAAACCUGAAUUUGCACAGGCAAAUUCAGAUGGAUGCAUAAUUGAUCCAUUAUUGAUACUACGAAAAAAGGAGUAACUUCCAAAUGACGAUUUAUUAUUUUUAUCCAUAAAAAUGAGCUAGAAUAGAAAAUCGUGAAUUCGAAGUAACUUCCAAAUGACGAUUUAUUAUUUUUAUCCAUAAAAAUGAGCUAGAAUAGAAAAUCGUGAAUUCGAAGUAACUUCCAAAUGACGAUUUAUUAUUUUUAUCCAUAAAAAUGAGCUAGAAUAGAAAAUCGUGAAUUCGAAGUAACUUCCAAAUGACGAUUUAUUAUUUUUAUCCAUAAAAAUGAGCUAGAAUAGAAAAUCGUGAAUUCGAAGUAACUUCCAAAUGACGAUUUAUUAUUUUUAUCCAUAAAAAUGAGCUAGAAUAGAAAAUCGUGAAUUCGAAGUAACUUCCAAAUGACGAUUUAUUAUUUUUAUCCAUAAAAAUGAGCUAGAAUAGAAAAUCGUGAAUUCGAAGUAACUUCCAAAUGACGAUUUAUUAUUUUUAUCCAUAAAAAUGAGCUAGAAUAGAAAAUCGUGAAUUCGAAGUAACUUCCAAAUGACGAUUUAUUAUUUUUAUCCAUAAAAAUGAGCUAGAAUUGAAAAUCGUGAAUUCGAAGUAACUUCCAAAUGACGAUUUAUUAUUUUUAUCCAUAAAAAUGAGCUAGAAUUGAAAAUCGUGAAUUCGAAGUUACUUCCAAAUGACGAUUUAUUAUUUUUAUCCAUAAAAAUGAGCUAGAAUAGAAAAUCGUGAAUUCGAAGUAACUUCCAAAUGACGAUUUAUUAUUUUUAUCCAUAAAAAUGAGCUAGAAUUGAAAAUCGUGAAUUCGAAGUAACUUCCAAAUGACGAUUUAUUAUUUUUAUCCAUAAAAAUGAGCUAGAAUUGAAAAUCGUGAAUUCGAAGUAACUUCCAAAUGACGAUUUAUUAUUUUUAUCCAUAAAAAUGAGCUAGAAUUGAAAAUCGUGAAUUCGAAGUUACUUCCAAAUGACGAUUUAUUAUUUUUAUCCAUAAAAAUGAGCUAGAAUUGAAAAUCGUGAAUUCGAAGUAACUUCCAAAUGACGAUUUAUUAUUUUUAUCCAUAAAAAUGAGCUAGAAUUGAAAAUCGUGAAUUCGAAGUUACUUCCAAAUGACGAUUUAUUAUUUUUAUCCAUAAAAAUGAGCUAGAAUUGAAAAUCGUGAAUUCGAAGUAACUUCCAAAUGACGAUUUAUUAUUUUUAUCCAUAAAAAUGAGCUAGAAUUGAAAAUCGUGAAUUCGAAGUUACUUCCAAAUGACGAUUUAUUAUUUUUAUCCAUAAAAAUGAGCUAGAAUUGAAAAUCGUGAAUUCGAAGUUACUUCCAAAUGACGAUUUAUUAUUUUUAUCCAUAAAAAUGAGCUAGAAUAGAAAAUCGUGAAUUCGAAGUAACUUCCAAAUGACGAUUUAUUAUUUUUAUCCAUAAAAAUGAGCUAGAAUUGAAAAUCGUGAAUUCGAAGUUACUUCCAAAUGACGAUUUAUUAUUUUUAUCCAUAAAAAUGAGCUAGAAUUGAAAAUCGCGAAUUCGAAGUUACUUCCAAAUGACGAUUUAUUAUUUUUAUCCAUAAAAAUGAGCUAGAAUUGAAAAUCGUGAAUUCGAAGUUACUUCCAAAUGACGAUUUAUUAUUUUUAUCCAUAAAAAUGAGCUAGAAUUGAAAAUCGUGAAUUCGAAGUUACUUCCAAAUGACGAUUUAUUAUUUUUAUCCAUAAAAAUGAGCUAGAAUUGAAAAUCGUGAAUUCGAAGUUACUUCCAAAUGACGAUUUAUUAUUUUUAUCCAUAAAAAUGAGCUAGAAUUGAAAAUCGUGAAUUCGAAGUAACUUCCAAAUGACGAUUUAUUAUUUUUAUCCAUAAAAAUGAGCUAGAAUAGAAAAUCGUGAAUUCGAAGUAACUUCCAAAUGACGAUUUAUUAUUUUUAUCCAUAAAAAUGAGCUAGAAUAGAAAAUCGUGAAUUCGAAGUAACUUCCAAAUGACGAUUUAUUAUUUUUAUCCAUAAAAAUGAGCUAGAAUAGAAAAUCGUGAAUUCGAAGUAACUUCCAAAUGACGAUUUAUUAUUUUUAUCCAUAAAAAUGAGCUAGAAUUGAAAAUCGUGAAUUCGAAGUUACUUCCAAAUGACGAUUUAUUAUUUUUAUCCAUAAAAAUUGAGCUAUGGAUGAUGGAUCCAUAAUGUAUCUUUGUGAAUUUGCCUGUGUUGUCAUCAUUUUUGGCUGAAAAGCUCGACAAACCAUUUUUGUGUACAAUUUUUUUUCGACAUUUUUUGACUUUUCGUGAAUUGAUCUUUGUAAAAAAACAAUUUUCAACAUUUUUCUCGUUCGUGAAACAGCCCUAUUAUUUUCCCAAUCAAUAAAAUCUAGUUUCUUAUUAUUUCUAGGCAAUUUGGUGUAAAGAAACAGAUCGACAAAUUCUGGUAGUCGGCACAAUUCAAUAUGUUCGAGUUUAUGAUCUGACUUUGGACCUGGAAAAAUGUAUUGAAGAAAUGGUUUUGCCGACGGGAAAUGUUGAGGAUAUUGCAAUGAUAACAUUGCCAGAAAAACGGGGAAUAAAAUUGUUGGUAUUGGGUUCGACUGGAUAUUUAUAUUCAAAUGAUAUCACCUCAACAAUCGCUGAUAAUAACUCGAUUUUCCUGACGAAUUGUUUGAAUACACCGAUUAUUUCACAAUCGGGAGCUGGAAAUGGAUUGUAAGUUAAUUUUGUCUGAAAAUUACAGAAAAAUUCUUGUUUUUUAGUUCUCUCCAUUAUUCACCGACAUUUGAGCUCCUUUUUGUUUCAUUCGAAAAAGGCACAUUUUUCACGAGGAUUUCGACCGAAGAAGAACAAACUUUGAAUUGGAAACGACUCAAUUUGAAUACGCCGGUUGUUUGUUGGAAAGAAGCGGCUGGAAUCAUAUCGUGUCUCUCAAAUACACAAACUUCUACUUUAUAUCAUAUUCGUGUGGGUUUCAGUGAGGUAUCGGUGCAAAAAGUUGUGUCGAAACGCAUGAUUAUGUCGCAAUUUUUGGCGGUUUCUUCGAAAAAUGAUGGAAUCUUCUCGUUUGUUUUGCACAAUGAUCAACCGACGAUUCAGGUUUUUAAAACGUGAGUUUUUUGAAAAAAAAAAUUGGUACAUUUUUUGACCCAGAAUUAGGCCGAAAUGCUGCGAUUAGUCAAAUUUUGGGAGAUUUCUGACCAAAAAUUGGUUUUUUUUCAGUUGCUGGGAACACGUGUCAGAUUUAUGGAUUGAAGAUAUUCCAACUGAACAAGUCCUCUUUCAAAUUGCAUCAAAAUCGAAACCAAUGGAAAUUACGCCAAAAGAGGAUUUGGUUCUGGUAAAUUUAUUUUUAAUUUUUCCCACCAUUUUUCCCCAUAUCCUCUCAAUUUUCCAGCUCAACGAAGGUUGUGAAGUUAUCGAAAAUGUUGAAUGGACAAGUGAAGAUUUGUCCAGAAUCUACGAGAGUUCAGAUCUGAAAUUGAGAUUAUCAAUCGAUACAACUUGUCCGCUUCGAUCGAUGCAAUUGGCGAGUUUCAGAUUAUCGGGAAAAAUUGGAAAUUCGAGAAUGAUUGUGAGAGGAUUGCGACUUGAUGUUGGACCAACUGGACCGGCUGCGGUUAUUGUGAACGGGAAUCGAUUUGAUACGUCGGUUGAUAUUCAGAGAACUGUUGAUUUGAGAUUUACGAGAGAGCAGUCACUUCAAAUGUUGGUUUUUUUGGGGGUGAAAAUUUGACCGGAAAUUUUGAAUUUCACAAACAGAAAAUCAGGAAAUUCUGAAAAAUAGAGGAAGAAAUUUCCUUAAAAAAACGGAAAAUGAGAAUUUCCGAUGCUUUUUGAGUCCAGAAAUAGAAAAUGUUCAAUAUUCAUUCGGAAAAUGCAGAAUUUUUUCCAAAAACCUUAAUUUUUGUUAGACUCUGAGAAAUUUCCUCAAAAAAUGUGAGAAUUUCUGAUGUUUUUUGAGUCCAGAAAUUGAAAAUCCGAAAAAUACAGAUUUUCCUAGAAAUCUUCAAUGGUCGAAUUUCCACGCCACAGAUAAAUUUAUUCUAGUUUUUGAGCUCAAAUAUUGAUUUUCAUCGAUUUCUACUCAAAUUCUGACUCGAAAAUUUCGAUUUUUCAAAAACAUCUACUGACAGAAAAUCAUGAAUUCUUGAAAAUGUAGAAUUUGUUCUUCUAGAAAUUUUCUCAUUUAAAAAAUUCAAUUUAAAAUAAUCGUUGCUCAUUUUAGGGAUCAUCGAGAAAUUGAGAUAAUUUGCGAGGCAAAACGCGGUGAUAAAAUCACAAUUCACUCAUUGAAAUUGUUUGGAUGCGAUCGAGAUUUGAUGGAAGAAAUCAAACCGAUUUAUAAAAAUCAGCCAGUUUAUACAUUGCCAAAUCGAUUUGUUGGUGCAACAUUUGAAAUGUUGUUUAAUCUAUUACCGGUGUCCAAAAAAGAGAAUGAUCAAUGGUUGAAUAAAUUGAGCGAAAAGCAUUUGUCUCGAAAAAUAAGUCAUCCAAAUGUUUGCCUGAUUGCAACGCGAUUAUUGAGAAAAUUGAAUAAAUUGGAAAUGUUUGAGAUAAUAGAUGCAAGUUAUAUUGAAGAAUGGAAGAGUUUGAAAGAAUGGAAAUUGGAAGAUGGAAUGAUUGAGAUUAGAAGGAAAUAUGUUGAUCAAUUGAUUAGAAGAUUGGAAACUGUUAGCACAAGAUGGACGGUUUUUGAAAAACUUUUGAGAAAAGGUAAGGGGGGCAAUGGGAGGUUUUUGGUCAAUUUCUGACCAAUUUUUGUACAAAAUUUGGCCAAAACAGUACAAAAAUAGGCAUGAUAUUUUGAAAAAAUAAUUUUUUUCCCGAAAAAAAUUCUGGGAUAAAAUACGUUUCACAAAUAUUGUAAAUUAAAAAUGAGAUUUCGAAAAUCGAUUCUUCUGUUCCCAUAUCAUUUCUCUGAAAAAAUUCUGGAUUUUAGUGAAAAUAGUUUUCGAAUAAAAUUUCGAAAUUUCUAAAAACUUUUUUUUAAACUUUAACUUUUUGGUUGCAAAAAAGAAAAAAUGGCGUUUUCUUGAAAAAAAAUCCAGGAUAAAUUACGUUUCAUUAAUAUUGUGAAAUGAAAAUGAGAUUUCAAAAAUGGUUUCUUCUCUUUGAGUGUCUUUCAAAAUUUUGCGAUUUUUUUUAAUUCUGGAUUUUAGUGAAAAUUAGUUUUUGAAUGAAGUUUCGAAUUUUUUUAGAACUUCUAAAAAAUGUUAACUUUUUGGUUCCAAAAGAGAAAAAAAAAUGGUUUUUUCUUGAAAAAUAUAUCUGGGAUAAAUUACGUUUCAUAAAUAUUGUAAAUUAAAAAUGAGAUUUCAAAAAUCGAUUCUUCCACUUCAAGUGUCAAAUAAAUAUGAUUUAAUAUUUAUUAGAAUGAUAAAAUAUCGCUGCAAUUUUUUUUUUAAAUCGCUGCAAUUUUCACAAAAUUUCUCUUAAAAAUUUAAGCCAAAUUUUUCAAAAAUGCCUACUUUUUUCAGAGUGAAAUUUUUCAGUUCCAGAUUCCUUUUUUCAAAAUUUUAAAAAACUAAUUUUUCAGCUUUCCCAAAUAUCAUCGAUUUCCUAUCAUUGUUACGCGAUGAAAUGGUUCUUAUGCCACUUUCAACAUGUCAAUAUAUGGCUCAAGGAAUGUUCAGCAUCAUUUUCGGAUUCCUCGCUGAAUAUGCUCCAGAAUCAGAAGCCAUCACCAAGUUUUUCCUGGAUUUGUACACUGAUUCAAAGGUAUUCAAAAAUGUUUCUAGAUUAACAAAAUAGGAAUUUUUGCAGACUUGUCAUUUAACCAGCGAUAUGCGAUCUGCUGUUCAAAUUGCAAUGUAUAAUUAUGGAAUGACUGGAAGAGAGGAUCGCAAUUCGGCGAGGCGAAUGAUUGAAGAGGAGAAUCAGAAUUUGUAUUGGAAGAUGAAGGUUUUUGGAAGUGCGCCCUUUUAUGGGCAAUGCAAGAUUCAUUUGUAAGAUUUUUGGGGGAAAUUAAAAUUGGAAACCAGAAUUUGGGCUAACUUUAUUUCAAAAUUUAAAAGGGCCCAGAUUUGACCAAAAAUCUGUUACAAUAUGAGGAAAUAGCUAAUUUUUAUGAGCCCAGAAAAUUCAGGGCGCCUGAAAAUCUCAUAUUGCCUUUAAUUCUCAAAUUUCAGAAAUGCUGAAAAAUUGGAAGAUAUAAGAUGGUUAUGUGGAAGUGUUGACGCUUCAAAACAUCUCGAAAAACCCGCCCAUGACAAAGAAUUCGAAUGGCUCGAUGCCUUGGUCAAAGCGACAAUCGAUAAAUUAUUCCAAGAAGGUUCAAUCAACUCAAUGCCCAAUAAUUUGCAAGCAAUGACUGAUUCACCAUCUUAUGGUCUAACAAUGAUUGCCAUUUCAUUUUUCGGACAAUAUUAUACAAAUCGUGUACGAGUGCAACUCGAUUAUUUGAUUGGUUUGAUGAAAUUUGAGAAGACGGAAAUUUUGCCGAUGAAUGAGAAGAAUUUCAAAAAUUUUGCAAUGUUUCGAUUAAUGGAAUAUUUGUUGGGCAGAUAUGCGACUAGUGACAAUGGAAAAAAGGAAGCGGUUGAGGAAAUUGGAAUUGAUGAGAAGAAAAAGAGAACGGUUGUAUUGUUACAAGAAACAACGAAACAAUUGUUGGAUUUGGGAAUUAUUGAGAUGUGUUAUGAGAUUAUUGAUGAAGUUGUGCCGUAUUGGAAAAGUUUGUGUUUCUAUUCAGAAAUAUUUUAAAUUUUUUUAAAAUUAAAUUGGGCGGAACAAAAAUUGUUCUUCAUCAAUUUUUGGUGGCAUUAGGAUGCAUUUAAUUUUCAAAAUUUGAGGAAAGUUUUAAAAAAGUCUUGAAAAUCUUGGGCUGAAUUCAGAUAUUUCUCAAUAACAGAAAAUCUCCCAAAAAAAAUAAACAUGGGUCCAAAUUCUCAGAAUUUUUUAAAAUAAAAUAUUCUGAGAAUUCGGACCGGGAGGUUUUCAGAAAUCUUCAUUGUUCUGAAAUUAAUUUGUGUUCCAAAGACUUUUCAGAAUUUUUUCCAACCCUCUCUUUUUGCAGAAAUAAUGGCGAAUCCCGAAAGCCCAACACCAAAUUCACUAAUUCCCGUCGAUUUGCCACACACGAAAAAAGUCUGGCUUCCCCAUGUUCCACUCGUCGCUUCUUCUGCCAAUCUUCCGAACUCAAACCCAAAUUCUGAAAACAAUAUCAAAACAGCUGAAGAUGUCUAUAUCACAAGUGUGACUGAAGUAUGCCUUCGAAUUCCGGCUCUUCUCCAAAAGAACUACACAAUUCAAUUUGAUGAGAAAUGGUUCCGUCGAUUGUGUGAGCUGGUUUGUUUGCAAGAAUCGCCGGUUUAUCGAAAUUCGAAGAAAAUGUUGGUGGCGAUUUGUGGAGGAGAGAAAUUGAAAUAUCGUGCACUUCGAGACAAAUUCAGACUUCAAGAAUAUUUGGAUAUUUUGAGAAAGAAAUAUUCGUCGGCGAAAAAUAAUUGCGAAGGACAUCAACAAUUAACGGAAAUUGUUGAUAUUUUGAAAUUAUUAACAUCUUUAGCAACAACAAGAAAAGAAAUGUGGAAAGAAAUGUGCGAAAAACACAUUUUAUGGUUGCUGAAAUUGGCCUGCACUGCAACUGAUGUUAUAUCUCUUCUAGUCUUGGAUUUGAUUAUAAUUGGUGUGCGAGAUUCGAGUGCUGGUGGAAAUAGUAGUAUACAAUUAGCUGAUUGUAUAAUUGAAGCGGAAAAUGGGAUACUUUUGAAUACAAUUGUUAAUCGAUUUUUGUUCGGAAGAGAGGAAAAUCAAAGAUGGAUUGUUCAUGGAUUACUUCGAUCGAUUAUUCAAUUAGCAAGUCGACAAAAUCAGGUUGGAUUCAUUCGGAGAUUAUAUUCGGAAAUUUAUCCGAAAGCUAAAUCGCAUGGAUGUCACGCUGCACAAAUCACUGAUUUACUUUCGACAUAUGCGCCGAGAGUAUUCAACACAUCGGAAUUGUUACAAAUGUGUCAUUCGGAAAUCAGGUCGAUUGAAGAAACGGCGAAACGAUUUGAUAGCGAAGGAAUCAGUGGAUUGUAUAAACAAAUGAUGGAACUUGGAAUUGGAUGGCAAGCGAUUCUAUUCUCUCAAACACCGUGUCUGAUUUGUUUUAAUCGAAAAGGUGGAAAUGAGCUGAUGAAAAUAACGACGAUUAAAAGAGAUUCGAGAUAUUCGACGAAUGCGAUGAUUUAUAAAUUGAAUACGAAUUAUGAGAUUUCGAAAAUUAUCCUGAAAUUGGGAGAAGUGAAAAAGACGAAAACCAUCAAACGAGUCACUGUUUAUUAUUGCCCCAAAGCUGUUGAAUCAGUUGUUGAACUCAAAUUGAAUCCAACUGAUUGGCGAAAAUGUGCGCAUGCAACUGUUUCACCGAAUGAUACACAAAUCAAUUUAUCAUUAGCUGUUCCAGUCAUAACAUCUUCCCUAAUUGUUGAAUAUUCGGAAUUGCACGAAAAUCAGCAGAAUAAUCAAGUGCAAUGCCCGCGUUGCUCGAUAAUUGUUCGAUCACAUUCAGGAGUCUGCGAAAAUUGCGGUGAAAAUGCGUAUCAAUGUAUCAAAUGCCGUGCAAUCAAUUAUGUCGAAAAAGAGCCAUUCUUAUGUCAAACUUGUGGAUAUUGUAAAUAUGCGCGGAUUGAUGUUUUGGUAAAUGCCAGAAAAUUACCUGGAACACAGCAUAUCACAUGCGAUUCGGAACGAGCGCAGUGCAUUGAGGAAAUGUCCAAAUUAUUGAUUCGACAGGAAACGAGAAGAAGUGAAUUCUCAGCUCUUCGCGCGUAUUGUGACUCGUUGUAUUUCACCGCUCGACCAUUGGCGCCAUUCAUUGUGUACGCGGAAAAUAAUCAGAUUCGAGAUAGUUUUCGAACUUCGUUGCAAAUCGAAACACCCUAUACAGCCUAUCAUGCAUCGGUGAAUAUGUUGCAGAAAACGGCGAAUAUGUUGAAUCUUUGGCACGAUGAAAUGUGUCAGGAUACGGAACAAUUGAUGAGUUUGCGAGAGGAAUUGACGAGAUAUGAUGAGUCGAAUGAUACGCCAAUUAUAUUUUAUAAACCGAAGAAAUAUGAUUUAUCGCCGAGGUAUUUUUGUUUUAAUGGGCCUAUAGAUUUGCAGAUUUUGAAAAAUAUACAAAAGAUUAGAGACAACGUGAAAUUGAAAGAGCACAGACUUAAAGUUCAGGUUUUCAUUUCAAAAUGCAUGGGGCCAUAAUUUUUAAAAUACCAACUUAUUUUUUUUUCUAUUUCAGCAAUAAUUGUUUCGGUUGCUUGUGCUCUCGAAUUUUCCACUCAAUCGCUUUGAUUCAUGCAACUUGUGAAGAUGAAGAAGCCAAAAAACAAUUGGUUAAAAUGACAUCGCUCUAUCAAAUUAUUGGAAGUUUAUCGAUGAAAUUUGAGCCGCUUCGAGAAGAAUGUGAAUCGCUUUUUGUUCGAUUUAUAAUUGAUAAUCCGGAAGCAACGAAAACGUGGGUUUUUUUGAAGAAGAAGAAGAAAAAAAUAACUUUGGAAUAUUGUUUCUGACAUUGAAAACCGGAAAAUUUGAAGAAAAUUGGGGAUUAAUUUUUUGAUCUACCAUUUUAUUUUUGUAGCUUAUUUUUUUUUGAAAAAUAUUAAAAUUUUAAGCGAAAAAAAUCGCUUAAAGCAUGAAAACAUUUUUUUGUGAUACCCCCUAUGAAAAAUCAAUAUUUUCCAGCCAAAUAUUGUGAAAUUUGAGCUGGAAAUCAUGGAAAAUCUGGAAUUUUGAGCCUAGAUCCAGUAAACUAUAUUUUGACUAGAAAAUCUUGAAACUAAUGAACGAGGUCCAACGAAAACAAAAUGUAGGAAAUUUUCUAAUUCUUUUUUUUGAAACGUAAAAAUUUCUGGAUUUUUUUUUUGGAGAAAAAUUUCAAAAAAACUCACAUCCUGACACCGAUUCGGAGGCCCAAACUAACUUUUUGGGAAAUAUGAGCAUCAUAAAAUUUGUAUACCAAAAAUUACUGAAGAAAAAUUUGGGCGUACCAAGAAUUGAACCUAGAUUAAUAGAAAUUUAAAAUUAUUCAAUUUAAUUUUCUGAAAAAUUUUAAACCCCAAUUUUUCCAGAAUGGAAGAAAUGAUAAAUCGCGGAAAUGCCGAUAUCCACGUUUUCAUUCGAUCUCUGAUGACUGUAACCGAUUCCACGUGGCAAAUGAAACUGAAAUAUUUGAUUAGAUAUUCGAUGAAUAAAAAUGAUGAAAAUGUUCAUCUUCAAACCCUAAUGAUUCUGAACAAAUAUUUGGAAAUGUCACUUCCGGUCAGAAGUACGGUUUAUCGAAAAUUGGCGAAACGUCGAAACGAAUCAUAUACACAUCAUAAUAAAAAGCAACCAUCUGAUACAUCGAAUCGUGUUGUGGCUCACAAUUAUUUGGUGCCACAACGAGAUGCUGUGACUCGUUGGUUGACGACCGAAGAUGAAUGGGAUACGUGUUGUUUGAAUGUGCCGAGUACAAGUUCGGAAAAAGUGGAUGAGGCGAAAUUUGAUACGGUAUGUGGUUUCCGAGCGGCUAAGCCGCAAGUGUAAACCGCUAGCUUUCGCUUUAGCGGCCACGCGGAUUACUAUGAUAUGGCAAACGUCAUAGUAAUCUACAUGGCCGCUAAAGCGGAAGACAGUGCCGCUGACGCGGAAGUUAGCGGUUUACACUCGCUUCGCUUGAAAAUCCGAGCGGCAAAUCCGCGAAGCAGCACUGUCUUUCAAGCAUCACUGUCUUCUGCCUUAGCGGCCACGUGGAUUACUAUGGUCCGAUUCAAAAUUUGCUUUCUAGAACCAAUACAAAUGGAUAUGCGAAUGUCUCUUCUCCGAAUGGUCAACAGUCCGUGCAGCUGCAAAUCGACUUCUCGUAAAUCUCUCCCAUCAACCUGGCCACGAAGGUGUCGCAAUUCUAAUAAUGUUCGAAUGGCUCGAAAAAUUACCGGAAAUCUCUAUCAACCUAUGCGAUCAAUUCAUGCAUUCAGCACAUUCAAUUGUUAGCGCAUCAUCGAAUAUCAAAACGAGAUUGUUUGUUGAGAAAUUCCAUGUUUGGUUGGUGCGAAGAAUUCAUGCACAAUGUGCUGGAAUUCAUCAAAAAGACAAUGAUGAAUUGUUGAGAGAUGUUUCGUUUGGAUUGAAAUUGAGGUGUUAUGUUGGUAAGUUUGUUUUUUUUUGUGAAAAAAAUGCACUUUGAUUUUGACCAGAAACUAUUGAAUUUUUGGCCAAAACAGGUAAAAAAAUUGUCAAAAAGUCACCAAAUUUUCACUAAAAAACUUUUUAAAGCAAAAAUGCACCAAUUUGAAUUUGGUCAAAAAUGGCCAAAUUUUCACUAACAAACUUUUUUUGGUCAGAAAUGGAUCAAAAUUUGGCCAAAUUUUCAUUAACAAACAAUUUUAUUUUUGCAGAAUUAUUGUGUUUGAUGUUUUCUGGAUCGUCAGUCGAAAAUGUGUUAUUGAAAGCGAGCGCUGAUGAUUUACUCGUUUAUCUUCUACAAUCAACAAUUUAUCUAAAACGUUUGGUAAUUCGUCGAACUCGUCCAAUCGAUUCCUCACGAACCGCUCUCGAAAAAUUACUUCGAAGAGUCUCAAACAAAGAUGGCACGAAACUAAUGAAAGCAUGUGUUGAAACAUUGAAAAUCAUGAAAGAUACAAACACAUUGGCUCAUUUAGUAUCAGUUAUGCUCGAAGUAAUGGAUCCGCAAAAAGAAGUUGACGACGAAUUUAUGAUUGAAAUCGAAAAAGAUGCGGCACAAGAAGACUUUUUGCAAGGCAGAAUGAGUGGAAAUCCAUAUAAAUCAACGGAUUCAGGAAUGGGACCAUUGAUGAGAGAUAUUAAGAAUAAAAUAUGUCGAGAUACUGAAAUGAUUGCUCUAAUGGAUGAUGAUAAUGGAAUGGAAUUAUUGGUUGCAAAUAAUAUUAUAUCAUUAAGUUUGUCUGUGAGAGAAGUUUAUGAUAAAUUGUGGAAACGGCAGAAUCCGGAGACGAAUGUGAUGAAUAUUAUAUAUAGAAUGAGAGGAUUGAUGGGAGAUGCGACCGAACCAUUUAUUUCUUCUUUUGGUGAUGUUGAUGGAGGUUGGGUUUUGUUUUUGAGCAAUUUUUUGAAAAAAGUGAAUUUUUGGUGCAAAAAAUCGCAGAUUUUCAUGAUUUCUCGCUGAAAAAAUUCACUGUUUCAGCAUUUUUCAGAGUCGAAAGUUUUUACCGAAAAUUUCUUUUUUUUUUUCAACAAAGAAAAAAUCCAGAAUUUUCUACGUUUCAAAAAAUUGAUUAGAAAGUUUCCUUGAUUUCUGGGCGAUCUGUUCCACAUUCACAAUUUUUGAGAAGUUUUGGAUGAAAGUUUUCCAGAAAAAUUUGAAUCUCUUAAUUUUUCGAUUUUUCUGAAAAUUUCAGCUGGUGAUUUUCACAGUUUUUUCGUACAAAUUUUCCAACAAAAAAAUAUUUCAAAAUUUUCCAACAAAAAAAUCCAGAAUUUUCUAGGUUUCAAAAAAUUAAUUAGAAUUUUUCCUACAUUUUGUUUUCGUUUCGUUUUCCUUCAUUAUUUUCGAGGAUUUUCUAGGCAAAAUACAGAAAAUUUCAUUGGAGGAUGUUUUUGAAUCUGCUGAAAAUUCCAGAUUUUCACAAUUUCCAGCUGAACUUCUCCGAAAUAUUGGAUUCCGAAACAUAAAAACUGAUAUUUUCAGCUAAAAAAAUCCCUAAAUUUCACGUUCUGAUUGAAUUUUCAAAUUUCGGUUCCUAAAAUUUUCCAAAAACUGGAAAAUCGUUCAACAAAAUUUUCAAUUGCAGAAUCAAUUGUGGAUGAAGAUGAAUCAUUGGCAAAAAUCACAAAAACUCUCAUCGAAUUUGGUGGAUUAAAUCGACUUCUCGAACUUCUUGCAACUAGUAAUGUCAAUUCAUCUGGCCGAUUUUUGCUUGGACAAUUACGUCGAAUUUUCGAGCGAAUAGUUCGAACAUCAACUGGAAGACAAUCAAUUGUUAAUUUAAAUACAAUUCCGAUUAUUGUCAAAGUUAUCCGGCAAUGUUAUGAAAGUGGAAUUGUGGCGAAUUAUGAUGAAUCGAAAAUGACAUUGGGUGUUGAUUAUUAUAAAGUUAUUGAAUUAAUUGUGACUGAUAUUAAUGUUCAUCCGGUUGGUUUUUAUUAUUUUUUGAGAAAAAAACAUUAAUUUCUGUUUAGAAUUUGAAAGGAAUUGGCGAAAUUGAUGCAAAAUGGCUGGUUGAAAUGUACAGACUUCGAAACGAUGAUCGAACUCGAAUUGAUCCAAUCAAUGAGACAAAUCGAAAAAGUAUCGCAAUUAUUGGAAUUGAUGGCACCAAAUCUGGCAAAUGUUUUGUUGGGAUCUGAUGAUUCGGAAAAUGUUUUGAUUGAAAGAUAUUUGAAAGUUUACGAUUGGGCUUAUAUUGAUUCGAUUGAGUGAGUUUUGAGGGGGGUUUUGGGUGGGAAUUUGAAUUUUUUAUCAAAAAACCUAUCAAAAUUUCUCCCAAAAAAUCCAGAAUUUUCUACGUUUCAAAAAAUGAAUUAGAAAAUUUCCUAAAUUUUGUUUUCGUUCAAGCAUUUGAAGAGUUCCAGAAAUCAGCUGAAAAUAGAUUUUUUUAAUUUUCAGAAUAUCUCAUUUCUUUUUUAAAAAAUAAGUACACGAUAAAUUAUUUUUCUGAAAUUUCCAGCUAAAAAUUAUCACAGUGCAGACUUUUUGUAUUUUUUCAAUUCGCACAAAUUUUAUCCGAAAAAACUUUUCAACAAAAAAAAUCCAGAAUUUUUUACGUUUCAAAAAUUUGAUUAGAAAAUUUCCUAAAUGUUGUUUUCGUUGUCCUUUUCUCCUUCUCUUUCAAGAUUUUCCAGUAAAAAUGCAAUGAAAUUUUGAAGCAAAAAAUCUAGUUUCAUGAAUCUGGGCUCAAAAUCACAGAUUCUCAUGAUUUCUAUUGCUCAAAUAUUUGAAGAGUCCCAGAAAUCAGCUGAACAACAGAUUUUUUAAAAAUUAUUUAGAAUAUCUAAUUUCAUUUGGGAAAAAUACACGAUAAAUUAUUUUUCUGAAAUUUUCAGCAGAAAAUUAUCACAGUGAAGAUUUUUUGUAUUUUUUCGAUUCGCACAAUUUUUUUCCGAAAAAAUAUUCCAAAAAUCCAGAAAUUGCUACGUUUCAAAAAAUGAAUUAGAAAAUUUCAUAAAUUUUGUUUUCGUUGGAUAGUUUCAAAAUUUUCUAAUCAAAAUAUAGUCUUGUUCCAGAUUUUCACAAUUUCCACCUGAAAUUCAUCAAUUUUUGGCUAAAAUUUCCACAUCUAGACUCAAAAUUUGGAUUUCUACCCAUUUCACUUCAAAAAUUUUGCAGAAAUGUGAGUGAAAGAGAAGAUGCAAUGUGGAUGGCUGAACAAUUAUCAAGAGCAACAUCAAGUGUAAUGAAAUCAAAAAGAGGAAAUGAUUUCAAACAAAAAAUCCUUGAUUCUGGAAUUAUUGUCAAAACCUGUAGUUUUCUGACCGAACAUCAUCCACCAUUAUAUUCAGCAACUGAAUCAUCAGAAUGGAAAACAUUUCUGAUGAAACCAUCACUUAAAUUAAUGCUGAAUCUAUUGCAUGGAUUAGCUCGAAAUCAUCAAGCAUCGCAACUUGCGAUUGCCGCCUCAACUUUGCCACUUUUACAUCGAUUAGAACAAGUGGCGUCGGAAAAUUCGAUUGGAAUUAUGGCUGAAAAUGUGAUGGAUGCGUUGAAAGAAGAUCCAGAAGUGGCGAAUAAUAUUUUGGCGGUCAGAGCUGAAACCAAACAGAAAAAACGGCAAUUGGCGAUGGCGAUGCGGAAUAAACAAUUGUCGAAAAUGGGAAUGCAAAUUGGAAAAAGUGGAGAGGUUAAAGGUACAUUUUUAAAUAUUUUUCUCGUUUUUUUCACGGAAAAAACAUUUUUUCUGUAAUUUACAUCUGAAAAUUAUCCCGAGAUUUUUUUCAAUUCGUAUGAAUUUUCUCCCAAACGACAUUCAAAUUUUAAAAUUUUUCAACAAAGAAAAAAUCCAGAAAUUUCUACGUUUCAAGAAAUUAAUUAGAAUACUUUCCUGCAUUUUGUUUUCGUUCUGCAUGGUAAUGGGUAUUGUAUAUAAAACUUCAAGAUUUUCUAGUCAAAUGAAUUUUUUGGUGGAAAAAAUCCAGAUUUUUAUGAUUUCCAGCUCAAAUUUAUCGAUUUUUCACAGAGAUUAUUGCAAAAAUAUUGAUUUAUAGAAAUUUUCUGAAAAUCCUGAAAUUUGAACACUUCAAAUUUAAAAAAAUCCGGAAAAUUUACAAUUUUCAAUUCAAUUUUUACAGUUUCAUCUCGAAAAAUAACAAAUGAACCAACACUCGAAGAAACCUCAUCAAAUGAUCCAUUUUUAUGUUGUAUUUGUCGAGAAUCGGCAAUUUCUCCAGCCAAACAAUCAGCUGUUUAUAGUUUUGCAUAUCAAACAUUUGGAACAGUUUCCUUGAUGGUUAUGGUUCAUUUAGAUUGUCAUAAUAAUGCAAUUCGACGAGGUGGAAAUGGUCGAAGUAUUGAUGAAUGGAAUAAAGCAAUGUUGCAUAAUGCGGGAGUUCGAUGCAAUAUUUUGACACCAAUUGCAUUGAUAAAUGAGGGAAAUUCGUUUGAAGCUGCGAUGAAUAAAUUGAAAUUGGAUUAUGAACAUAUUGGAAUUAAUAAUGGACCGAUUACAAGACAAUUUGUAUUUACAGAUAUGUGUAGACUUGUUAAGAAGUUUAUUCAAAAAGAGUGAGUUUUGGGAUAAAAAUUGAAGUUUUUUAAAAUUUUUUUCCAGAAAAGUAUCAAAAAACUGGACUUUUUAAAAUGUUCUUUUCAAAAAUUCUGGCGAUUUUCUGUUUCUCCACAUAUUUUCGAAAAUUUUUAACCUGAGCAAUCACAAUUGUUUUCAAUAAAAUUCAGAGAUUACUUUAAAGGGAAAUCUGGAUUUCUGGACUUAAAGGAAAAGUCUGAAAACAGACCAAAACUCAAAAAUUGAAGUUUUCAAUUUUCAGAUAAAUUCUCGAAAUGAAAAUACCUGAAAACUUAUCAUUUUCAAAUUUCUCAAUUUUUUGAAUUCAAAAAGUUUUAAAAAAAAUUGACAAUUUUCUGUUUCUCCUCAUUUUUCGAAAUUUUCUAACCUGAUUGUGAGCAAUCACAAUUUUUAAAUUAUCAAUAUUCAGAAAAAUUUGAUUUUUCCGAUAUUUAAAUUUUUCUUAAUUCAAAAAUGUAUUCUUUCAGAUCAUUCUCUACACAUUCACAAGGAGGUGGAAGAGAAUCAAAUCUGCAAUAUUUCGGAGUUUUAUAUCUUUUAGCAGUCUCUUUACCUGAAGAUCCAUCAAAUGAUCUUCAAGUUUCUGAUUCGAGAGAUCGACUCAUCACAUUCUUAUUCACCGAACCAAAAUUAGAAAAUUGGCAAGAAUCGAAACAAGAUGUUUUGCGAGCAAGUUUGAAUGAUGCGAGAAUGUCGAAUUUUGAAAUGACGUGGAAUGGAGAAGUUCGAUUGAUUUUAUUGACUUGGGCAUUUAUUGAUGCGUAUUUUACUAAAAUUGUGCCGGUUUGUUGUUGUUGUUUUUUCUUUUAGUCUUCAAUUUUCAAAAAAUUUCAGAUAACUGGCGAUGAUCGUAUUACUUGGCUACGCGAAAAUCUUCGAGAAGUUUUAACAAAAACCUCGAAAUUCGUCCAGGAUUUCGAUGAUGAUUUGAUGAAAUGUGAAAGUAUCGAAGAGUUUUGCGAUGUUGCCGGUGUUUCGAAUCAAGAAUUGGCACAAAUAAUGGAUGUAGUUCCUCUUGAGGAGAAUGUUUAG